Messenger RNA from Pteronotus mesoamericanus, 7240 nucleotides. RefSeq names its product alpha kinase 2 (gene ALPK2). The transcript has 13 exons. Lineage: Eukaryota; Metazoa; Chordata; Mammalia; Chiroptera; Mormoopidae. The record is from RefSeq and is a predicted model, not a curated record. Gene Ontology annotation, biological process: protein phosphorylation. Gene Ontology annotation, molecular function: protein serine/threonine kinase activity; ATP binding. The coding region runs from base 164 to 6679 and encodes 2171 amino acids.
UGGAAAAGACCCUGAGCCCUGUAGGUCCUCUGACCCCCCAGGCCCCGGAACAGGGACACCCAAUCAAUGCCUCCCACGCAGGCCGGGGAGCCCACAGCCAAGCCAGCUCUCCUGUCACGUCUCUGGGACAGAAAGUACUGAAAAAUUCACAUGGCAUGAGAGGAUGACAGACUCAGGAGGGCCCCCGAGGCGCCCGCUUUGUUUCUUGUCUACGUUGCUUUCCCAGAAAGUUCCUGAGAAGUCAGACACUGUGCUUCGCUGCAUAAUAUCUGGUCAGCCCAAGCCAGAGGUAACUUGGUAUAAAAACGGUCAAACCAUAGAGGAGGGCAGCAUUGCUUCCAGUUACGAAUUCUUCGAGAAUCAGUAUGUUCAUGUGUUACAUCUCUAUGGCUGCACCCAAAACGACACUGCCGUUUACCAGAUUUCUGCUAAGAACUGUUUUGGGAUGAUCUGCUGUUCUGCUUCCAUUGAAGUCGAGUGCUCGUCAGAGAACACACAACUUGCUCCUAACCUGAAGGAGGAUGGGGCCACAGGCUGGAACCGUGACACACAGACCUCUGAGCAGAAAAGCACAAAUCAAGUGGACGAGAAAGAGCCUCCUUCUAAGGAAGAAGAGAGUCUCUCCUUGGGGACUCCCAUGUCAGCUGAUUCCUCCUCCUCCAAAUUUAACCCUUUGCCCUCACUCCAGUUACUGGUCAGCAAUGACAGGAGCUCAUCCAGUUCUGAGAAUUCCUUGGAUGCUAAAGGAACAAGGCAAACUGAAGAGGCUUGUGAUCUGAACAGCACAGAGGAAAUUGCAGAUGGGUUGCUUUUUCCUAAUUCAAGCCAUAUUCCCUAUAAACAGGAUGUGUGUUGCCCCGGGACAGUGCUGUCCGAAUUAUCAAAGUUAACGGACGGUGCGUUAAACAAUGAUGAAGCCUUAAAGUUAACGGACGGUAAGUUAAACAAUGAUGAAAACUUACACUCUAGUCAUCAAAAUCCCAAAGCACAGCAAUACAUUAGUGUCAGUCUCCCCCCGUCGGAGGCAGCCACACCCGUUUACCCAGGUGACAGGGCGCCUGUCAACGAGCAAAUCGGCUCAGAGGUUUCCAGCGACGACUCUGACAGUGACUAUGAACUUUGCCCAGAGAUAACCCUGACCUGCACCGAGGAGUUUUCAGAUGAUGACCUGGAGUAUCUGGAAUGUUCCGAUGUUAUGACGGACUACUCUAAUGCAGUUUGGCAAAGGAACCUGGAGGGGACGGAGCAUGUUUUUUUAUUAGAAAGCGAUGACGAAGAGAUGGAAUUCCGCAAGUACGGCCUGGGGGAGCAUGAGCCUUUGCUCAGUGAAAUGGGUUGUGGGCCUCGGGUGUCAGAUGACACCGGACCGAUGGAGGCCGGCGCUGGCUUCUCUGGUGAUCACUCACAAUCCCAAGAAGCGAGGGUAAGGCGUCGCCGAGCCUCCACCCACAGUCCCCCAUGCCCACAAACAGGGAUGACUCUGACUUUGGGAUCUCACCAGGAUGGGACGUCUGCGGUGACAGACCAGGGGAGAUAUAAACGACCCGCUGCUUCUGCUGAAAAUGAUUAUCCAGGAAUUCAGGGAGAAACCAGAGACAGCCACCCGGCAGGAGGGGAAUUCGCCAGUGACAGUCCACUAACCGUGGAGGAAGCAGGGACAGAGAGAGAGGUGCAGUGCUUGUCUGGUGAGUUAGAAACGUCAGGGAUGAGCCAGUGUUUGGAGAUGGUGGCCGAGGAAAGAGCAGGGGACACGGACUCAUGGAGCAAGAGGAGCUCAGAGAAACCUGGCAGGGUGAGGCGACCAGGAAUGAAGGGAAAACCCAAGAGGCUGAAGCCCACCCCGAAAGACAGUGCUACGGACGACACCCUUGGUGGCUUCCAUCCCGCUGAACCUGCUAGGCACCCACUAACGCAGGGUGAGAGGAAGGAGAGCUCUCCUGCCGCAGCAGAAGCUCCUGAUCGGAACUCCCAGUUCUGUCCAGAAGGUGCUGUUCUGACCCAAGCAGAGCAAGAGGCAGAAAUGCUGCCCACUCCACCAGGCGCCCUCCCCCAGCAAGGGGGCUUGGACUGGGAGGGAGAAGGGGUGCAGGUUAACAGCCUCCUUGAAACAAGCCGGGCUCCAGACCAGAGUGACCAUCCUCAGGUGCAAAUUCAGGAAGCAGCCGGCAAGAGACUCUCUCCCAGCCGGACGCCAGCUUUCUCAGAGCCUGCGUGGGAGGAGUCUGCAUCGACUGGGACCACGGCAGAUUCCGUCCUCAACUCCAGAAGUACCGAUGAUGAAAAUGCAUCAUUGAUCCAAUACCUGGAGAGAGAAAGCUGUACUCAAAGCCCACAGCAUGAAGAAAACCAAGACAGAGAAGACAACACACCUGGGUGUUCCUGGGGAGACCCAGGACAUGGGCCGAGCCUCCCAGAAGCCAACCAUGGAACUCUGCUCCCGUGUGAGCUGUCAGUGUGUCUCUCCCCGGAGGGUGGUGGUGACCCCAGGGAGACUGAGGCUCUCUCUGUUGCUUCCCCUGCACCCGCAAAUACUGUCCCCACCCUGGAAACUGUGUGCCAUGGGCCAAGGGGCAGAGAAACAGAGUGUUUGAUGGAGUGUCUUGAAGCAGGUGACCAAGGAACGCAUGGCACCAUGGAUUCUCCUGUUGGAGCCCCAGUUCAUAAUUAUUUGCCUCAAGAAAUUUGCUCCAUGGACUUAGAGCUGGCAGAAGGUCAAAGCGAAGAGUCUGAUUUAUGUUUUCCUGAUGCCAAGACACUGGAUGUUGUUUUUCAAACACGAGGUUCUGAGCCCCCACAAUCAGCAGGCCAAAGCAGCAAGGACAGAAACUCAGGUGCGCUUCCUCCACCUAGCAAUGCCCUCACCUGGGACAUCUCACAAAAGGCCAGUGAAGGUGCCACGGGGGAAUGGCUAGCCACGGUGGAGAAUUCCCCCUCCACGCUGGCCUCCACAGGGCAGGGCAGGCCGAGCCCCAGCAUCUCAGGGGGGCUUGAGGAAAGAACAUCACUGUCUUCUGAGAAUUCUUCGGUGUGGGGGGAAGAAGGUGUUGACACUCCCAGAACCCAAGCCCUGGACCCCACAGCCACACCAACCAGCCACAGUUCAAUUGUGAAGUUUCCUCAGGAGGAGCCUGCAACAUUAACUGCUAACCUUGAGUGUCCUCAGGGGGCCAGGGAGAGUGGGGACACCCCAACUGGUACCAUUGCCACCAAAGCCCACCCAGCUGAAUACCUCCCUGUUUCAAUUGCUGAGAACAGCCGCACAGAUAGCCCUGAGGAGAGCUCACCUCAGACCCCAGAUGAAAAUAUUUUUCAACAUCUUUCCAAUGUACAGCCGAGUCAUAUUUUAAAUGGCUCCACCCCUGAGUCUGCGGAAGAGCUUUGCACGGCUCCCGGGGGCCCAGGGGUCUGCGUCUGUGCCCCGCCGCUCCCAGAGGGCGGGUUUUGUUACAAUUCCCCUCUUCAGAUCAAUAGGCAGGCUGGAGAUGGGAGCCAGACCAUGGACCGAGUGGACAACAGGGGCCUGGAAGAGAAGUUUCAGGAAGAAGGAAGUGAAACAACACAGGGGCUCCAGCAGGAGAGUCUGCCCCACCAGGCUCCUCUUUCUGAAGAAAAUGCCCGGGACAGUUGGCCUCCGCCACCUGCUGUCCAAGGGGAGACGGUCCCGGCACCUUUGGACCACCCGGCAGCAAGCUCCAGGGAGGAAAGGAGGCCAAGCUCUGGCCUGGGGACCAGUGUGUCCAUGGUGACCGAAGCUACUGUGGACGAUGACAGUCAAACUGUGAGCAGUGUUUCGCCUCUCCCCAACAUCCUCCUGGAGGGGCCCACAGGACCAGGACAUGGGGAGGCAGGCAUCAAGCCCACGACGAUGACUCUAGAGGCUUCCGCUUCAGAGGUCUGGCCCCCAGCACGGCCGGCAGGUUCUGAGUGCAAGGAGUCAGCAGCUGGUGCCGAGACUCCUGAUGAGGCCUGGGCUGUAGCUGACACGCUGCAGGCAGGUGCCGCUUGGCCGGAGCCGGGCCCCGCUGAGCCUGCCGCAUCGAGGGGUGGGCCCCAGGCUGAGUCUGGCUCAGCCCUGGCUGAUAACAGAGAAACGCAUGAAGGUCAAAAGCCAGCCAGGCGUAACUACUGGAGCUGUCUUUCUGCCCGGUAUUUGAGCCAACGCCGGCUCCUGGAGUCAUCCGUGGACCCUGUGGAUGAAGAGGAAUUACGUGUCAUGGAAUCGCCCCCCAAGUCUUCCACAAUGGGAGGGCAGGAAACUGUUAGCAAUGUGAGUCAAAACCAACAGGAAAAGCAGCUGGGCGUGGCUCUCCCUGCCUUCUUUAAACCAUUUCUUACCUGCCCUAAAAUCCUAGAGUCCUCUGUAGAUCCCAUUGAUGAAAUGGGUGUGGUGGAGUGGGCCCGGGGGGAAGCUCCGGAGCCUUCUGAAUCCGCAAAGGGGCUCAUCAGAGAGGAGAGUGAACCGCAGGAUGGAAACUCGGACCAGAGAGCAGAAGUCAAGCCUGCCAUCUCGCCAGUCCCGGGCCCCCAGCCGGGUGGGGAAACCAUUCCCAGGAAGAACAGCACCAACCAAAACCAAGAAGCCAGUGAGAGAGGGGAAGCUGAGCAAAGUCAGCGUGACAAAGCCACAGCGGGAGUCCGACCUGCCACUUUGCUAGUACUGCAUCCCGGUGAAGGUGGGGAGAGAGCUGCCAGCGGAUGCAGCGGAAACCAGGAACAAGAAGGCUGCGAGGGGAGCCCAGGGAAGGCUGAACAAAGUAAAAACAGAGGAGCAGAUUUUGUUUUCCCCUCUUUACUUCUUUCCAGCGGUCUUGCAGCCAUGACUCAGUCACCUGUUGGAGUGGCCACUCACGAUGCCACAGGGCAAGUUCAUGACCUUCCCACGAACCAUUUAGUGGAGCCCAGAAACUGUCAGCAAGCAUUUUCUGCCUCAGAGGAAAGGGGAGAGUUAGAGAGUGAGCGUGGGAAACAUUCGCCCUCUCCUAGUGGUCUUACGCAGCUGCCUUGUACUUCAUCUCCUGAAGGAAACAGCACAAACUUUCCAAUAAGCCACAAGAUUGAGGAACCUGAAAAAGAGAUGCCCCAAAGUGGGGAAACCAAAACCGCAAGUGCACCCAGCUCCCCUGCAGUGACUUUGGUGUUCACUUCAGGAGAACGUGCGUCAGAGGCAGCUCCUAAGACACCGCAGGACUCAGGCCGACUGGGCCCUACCAGGGGCCCUGGGAGAAAGACGGGGGAGGAGAGGUCCCGUCCCACAGCCGCCCAGAUGGGCCGAUCCCCAGCAGCUGCGUCAGAGGAGGGCAAGAAGCGGCAAGAACCUGCAGGAAGUGGGCAUUUAGCCGAGGGAAUGAAGAAGAAAAUUCUGUCCAAAGUGGCCGCCCUGAGGCUGAGAUUGGAAGAAAGGGAGAACGCCCGAAAGAACUCGAGUUUUCCUAAAAAGAUUCCUAAACUUGAAACGUCGGUGUCAUGCACCAACGAGCAAAAAGACCCAAAACAGCCACCUUGCAAAAGAGAAGGAAAAGCUCCGGUAUUACUGAAAAAGAUCCAAGCUGAGAUGUUUCCCGAACACUCUGGAAAUGUAAGACUAAGCUGCCAGUUUGCGGAAAUUCAUGAAGAUUCUACUAUCUGGUGGACAAAAGAUUCAAAACCAAUAGCCCAAAUGCAGAGAAGCGCAGGAGACCACUCCGUUGUGUCCUUGGCCGUCGUUCAAGCCAGUCAGAAGGACCAGGGCCGCUAUGAUUGCUGCGUCAAGAACAGUUAUGGAAAAGUGACCACUGAAUUUAACCUCACCCCUGAAGUUCUCAAACAACUUUCCAGUCACCAGGAUAUUAAAGGAUGUGAAGAGAUUGAGUUCAGCCAGCUUAUCUUCAAGGAAGACUUCCUCCGUGACCGCUACUUCGGGGACCGCCUACGAGGCCAGAUCGCCACGGAGGAGCUGCACUUUGGAGAAGGCGUCCACCGCAAAGCCUUCCGCAGCAAAGUCAUGCAGGGCCUCCUGCCUGUCUUCCAGCCUGGCCACGCCUGUGUGCUCAAGGUGCACAAUGCCGUGGCCUAUGGGACCAGAAACAACGAUGAGCUCAUCCAGAGGAACUACAAACUCGCUGCCCAGGAAUGCUACGUUCAGAACACUGCCAGAUACUAUGCUAAGAUCUACGCUGCCGAAGCUCAGCCUCUGGAAGGCUUCGGGGAAGUGCCAGAGAUCAUUCCUAUUUUUCUUAUCCAUCGACCUGAGAACAACAUCCCAUACGCCACGGUGGAGGAGGAGCUGAUGGGAGAGUUUGUGAAGUAUUCCAUCAGGGAUGGGAAGGAAAUCAACUUCUUGAGAAGAGACUCGGAGGCUGGUCAGAAGUGCUGCACCUUCCAGCACUGGGUGUACCAGAAAACGGGGGGCUGCCUCCUGGUCACCGACAUGCAGGGUGUGGGAAUGAAGCUGACCGACGUGGGCAUAGCAACACUGGCUAAAGGGUACAAAGGAUUCAAAGGCAACUGUUCCAUGACCUUCAUUGAUCAGUUUAAAGCGCUACACCAGUGUAACAAGUACUGUAAAAUGCUGGGGCUGAAAUCGCUGCAAAACAACAACCAGAAACAGAAGAAGCCAAGCGUCAUGAAAAACAAAAGUCAGCCGAACUCCACGACAGGGAAGAAGACAGCGUCUGGGAUCCCAGGAGAAAAGAAAACCUAGCGUCCCAUGGGAAUCAGCAGGCACCUCCUAGCAGCACACUGCCGUGUGGGUGGACAUCUCACAAGACCCGGGGGGAGCACGGAGCCUGCAGAGAGGGCGGUGACAAUCGCGUUCCCUGCUGCCUCUGGAGCCGUCACCCGCCGUCUCCGCUGAAGCGAUCUGGAGCAGGGUUUGUGACCGGACUUAGGGAGAGACUGAGUCAAUUGUGGUCUCAAGGACCGUCUGUCUUUGUAUGUACCUGUAGCAUUUUUACCGACCUCGUGUUACGUGUCGAUUUGUGUAUUUGCACGUGGCUGUGUUGUCCAGGACUUGGUGCUGAGCAGGGUCUGUUCACAGCCCAAAUCCUCCCCACUCCCAUUCCUAACCUCGAGAUUUCUAGGCGCUUCCAGCUGCUCUGUAAACAGAAGAUAUGAAUUCCUUUAUCAGGUCAAUUUGUCACACUAGUGUCAAAUAUGCUAUUGUGGCUGGAGGUGGCUUUUUGAAACAUGAGGCCAUUUCCUAACAUUAUUCACACAUCCAGUUUUAAUGUUCUGUUUCAUUAAAUUCAUAUUUAAACAAAAA